Molecule: messenger RNA, 1018 nt
Organism: Neurospora hispaniola
Lineage: Eukaryota; Fungi; Ascomycota; Sordariomycetes; Sordariales; Sordariaceae
Product: GPI biosynthesis protein family Pig-F-domain-containing protein
Exons: 2
Coding region: 164-982 (272 amino acids)
Biological process (GO): GPI anchor biosynthetic process
Cellular component (GO): endoplasmic reticulum membrane
Source: RefSeq, a predicted model, not a curated record
CCCUCGGCAACAUCGCUUCUCUUCCACUUUCUUUGCGACGGCUGCUCGGUCAACGACUGUACAUGCAGGUACAGCCCCCCUGCCACUGCACCAAUAAUCACGAUCAAUUGGCGCCACGAGGCUUCUUCAGCUUGCCUCGUUCAGUCCAUUUCGUGCAACCAAAAUGCCCCUCGUGGAUCCGGUAACAAUGUCCUCGUCAGCAAUCGUGAAGGGCGCCGUAGCCCAGUCGACAUCGACAACAAAAAGUACACCUGGAAGCCAAGCGACAGAGUCAUCGACGACGACGGCCGGUUCCAGCAGCUCGCUGGCGACUCUACGACCCGUCCAAAUCAAACAAACGCCCGCUGCUCAGACCAUCCGCCAUGCUCUACCGGCCGCCUUGACCGCCUUAUACCUGUUUCGAUUCGACGCCCUCGUCACCAAUCCCGUCCCAGUAAUGCUCAACGCCUUGCCCGUCGUCGUGGCAUUCCAGAUGACCUAUGCACUUCUUUGUCUGCCUGCGGCAGGCGAGCCCGCGUCAAAGUCGAACCGUAAACCCCGGCCGGGCGAGAAGAAGAAGGGCGGCGACAUUGGGUCGAGCACGAUCAUUACCGCACUCCUAGCCUCCGUUUUGACCUCUAUCGUCACCCCCUUCCUAUACUUCGCCAUGGUCCUCUUCGGCGCGCCCUUCCUCACACAUGGGUCGCAUACCUUCCUGUGCGCCGCGCACCUUGCCCUCCUUACACUCUUCCCGCUCUUCUACGUACACGGCGUUGAUUCGGCCGCCUGGGCUGCGGUCGGCGGAUUCCGUGCACCGCUCGAUGAGACCUUUGGCGGUCUGGUGGGCGGCCUUGUGGGCGCGUGGCUGGGCGCUGUGCCUAUUCCACUGGAUUGGGACCGCGAGUGGCAAAGGUGGCCGGUUACCAUUCUCUGUGGUGCUUAUGGAGGUCACUUGCUUGGUAGGGUUUUGGGAGGAACAUUGUUCUGGGGGAAGAGAUUUUGAGUUGAAGGGGAUGUCUUUUGAAAGCUGGCUUUCCUU